UAUUCAGUUAUAUAAUCUAAUAAUAAUCAGUCAACCUCAGAGAAUUAGAUUCUAAUGAAAAAUUCAAAUUUCAUCUUCCCGGCAAAAUCUGAGCAGAUGGAAGAAGAAUUGCUUGCACACGGAUUUGGCUUUCGAAGCAGCGCAUCUGUUGGCAUGGAGUCUGUUGUUGCUUCAGUUAGUGGUUACCAUGGCAUGGAGCGGUUAAAACUCAUCAAGCUUAUUACCCAAACAGGUGCGAACUAUGUGGGGACAUUGACGAGAUCAACAACGCAUUUGGUAUGUUGGAAAUUUGAAGGAAGGAAAUAUGAGCUGGCUAAGAAUCUGGGAACUACAAUAGUUAGCCAUUGUUGGUUUGAGGAUUGUGCUAAGGAAGGGAAACGCCUUCCAGAGCAUCCUUAUAAGAUGCAGAGCGGGGUACAAGUAGGGCCCAUAUUAAGGGAUGUGCGACAUGGAAAGAAAGACAGUUUUUCAACUGGAAAAAAUGCUAAAGCUCUGAUAGAUCAGUCCAAUAUGCACGCAGAUACUGUACAACGACUGACUGAUGUGGGCUUUACAGAUGUUGGAGAAAUUGCCUGGGCUGGUUCUCAUAUGUCAAAUGAGAAUUUAUUUCCACAUUGCGGGACAGGAAAUAAGGGUUCCUAUAAAUUCAAGAGGAGAACAACGUGUAAAACUUUGAAGCAGGAAUGCAAGUUGAGAGACACCAAGUGUUCUCUCGAUCUACUUCCUUCUGGAGCUGUUAGAAUUCAGAAUGAAAAAUCUUCCUCAUCUUCCACUAUGCCUUAUGGGAGCCAGAAAAUAAAUGUUCACAGUGCUUCCGGGAGCUCUAGUACUGUUGCUGAUCCCACUAGGAAAGGUCGUCGGCUUGUGAAAAAGGAUGCCUCAGGAGACAUAUUGGACUCUUCUGUAUUUAGGUGUGAGCAAAAGUUUUAUCCUGCUGGGGCCGAUAACCAGCUAAUCAAUACUAAUGCUGCAUCUGAUGAUAUAAAUGCUAUGAGGAAUGAGAUUGACCAAGUGGCAAUUAAUAUUGCAUCUAAUGGUUCAAGUGAUUUGAGGAAUGAGAAUGAUCAAGCGGAAAUUCAAGAAAAUGGGUUUCAUGACUCUAGAGAAAAUAGUGAUGAAGGGUUGGAAGAAGUUCAAGACACGUCAGAGUUGAAUAGCCGAGAUCCUUCUGAUACUUUAGAUAGAUUGGCUGAAGGUGCAGUUCCUACACAUGAAAGGACUUUGGAGAGUGGUUUUUGUGAUUUAGAGGAGCAUGUGGAUGGAGCAUUGGGAUAUCCUGGUGAGUUGAGAGACUUAUCUGACUUGCCUACUUCAACAGAACUAUCGUGUGUCAUAUGUUGGACAGGUUUUAGUUCAACAAGAGGUGUUUUACCAUGUGGACAUCGGUUCUGUUAUUCAUGUAUUCAGGGCUGGGCUGAUCAUAUGGCUUCAAGUGGAAAAGUUGCGGCUUGUCCUUUGUGUAAGGGUCGAUUUAUGAGCAUUAUGAAGGUGGACUGUGCUGUUGCUUCUGACCAAAAAAUAUAUUCACAGAGCCUUCCAUAUUCUUCACUGGCAACAGAUAUUUUCAUGCUUCCUGAUCAAGAAAAUUCCAGUUUUGGAGGCCAGGUAGUGCCUUUUUCAACUGUUAUACAAGAAUGGCAUCUUAUAGUCAAACUAUCAGGUCUUUGUAUUCAAAAUGCUGAUCUUUUGAGAAUCCCCUCAUAUUCUCUUGGGCAAACAGGUUUAAGUCCAUCCCAUGGUGGCUCCCUUGUUCCUCUGAGAUUUCCGUGCCACAAAAUUAGCAUGUUCAGAUAUUUCCAUGUGACUUGUAUGGAUGCACUUCCCCAUAUUUCUCUGACCUCUACGGCUCUACCCCACACUCCAUUUUACAGUGGUAUUUGCGGGUCUGCAGGAAGGGUUUGUUCCGAGUGUCGUUGUCGAGAACCUGAGGAUCUUCUCAUUAGUUGUCAUCUGUGCCAGAGUAAAUGGGUCCAUUCCUACUGCCUUGACCCUCCUUUGGAUCCGUGGGCAUGCCUUCACUGCAGGGAUCUCCGGACACUGUAUUAUCGCAUUCGCUAAUUCCAAACAUUUACAUUGAUCUGUUAAAUCUCAAUUAUAUGGAGUCGGCUAAUGUUGCAUUAGUUUUUGCUAAUUAGAUUUAAAUAAUCUCUUGGUAUCAUUGUGUUGGCAAUCAAUAUUUCUCAUUGAAAUCCAUAUAUACAAGCAUUUUAAAUGCUGGCCAUGAUAUUUCUAUUUA
Macadamia integrifolia is the source of this 2236-nucleotide messenger RNA. RefSeq lists its product as uncharacterized. The record is from RefSeq and is a predicted model, not a curated record. The transcript is spliced from 9 exons. Lineage: Eukaryota; Viridiplantae; Streptophyta; Magnoliopsida; Proteales; Proteaceae. The coding region runs from base 55 to 2058 and encodes 667 amino acids.